This is a messenger RNA of Microtus oregoni (creeping vole), 801 nucleotides long. Its product is annotated as hepatitis A virus cellular receptor 1 homolog. The record is from RefSeq and is a predicted model, not a curated record. The transcript is spliced from 7 exons. Gene Ontology annotation, biological process: positive regulation of mast cell activation; phagocytosis, engulfment. Gene Ontology annotation, molecular function: virus receptor activity; phosphatidylserine binding. The coding region runs from base 1 to 801 and encodes 266 amino acids. Gene Ontology annotation, cellular component: cell surface. NCBI's taxonomy places the organism in Eukaryota, Metazoa, Chordata, Mammalia, Rodentia, Cricetidae.
AUGAUGCAGCCUCAAGUCUUCAUUUCUGGCCUCAUACUUCUUCUCUCAGGUACUGUGGGUUCUUCCUUAGUAGUGAAGGGGGUCGCAGGUGACCCUGUCACACUGCCGUGUAAUUACUCAAUGCAUCUCGAAAUCACUACCACAUGUUGGGGCCUCGGGGAGUGUCAGUCUUUUUAUUGUGCCAGGACACUUAUCUGGACCAAUGGACACCACAUCACCUAUCAGAGGAGCAGCCGAUACCAGCUAAAGGGGAAUAUUUCAGAAGGAAACGUGUCCUUGACAAUAGAGAGUGCUGUUCAGAGUGACAGUGGUCCCUAUUGUUGUAUAGUGGAAAUCCCUGGAUCUUUUAGUUAUGUGACCUAUUCAUUGGACAUUAAACCAGAGAGACCCACGACUACAGAGAGACCCACGACUACAGGGAGACCCACGACUACAGAGAGACCCACGACUCUGUCAACAGGACCCACACAUAUACCAGCAUCACCCAGAGUCUCCACCUCUGCUCCAACAACACCAGCACACGCACAGACUCACACACCAGAUUGGAAUAAUACUGCGACAUCCUCAGACAACUCUUGGCAUAAUUACACUGAAUCAGUCCCUUCAGGGAUGGCACAGAACAUGACAAAGGACUUCUAUAUCAGUAUCUCCACCGCUGCCCUGCUGUUGCUGCUGCUCCUGUGCACCGCGGUUAUCACCAGGUACAUCCUUAUGAAAAAGAAGUCGGGGUCUGUAAGUUUGGUGGCAUUUCCUGUAUCGAAGAUUGGAGCUUUGCAAAACACAGCGAUUGUGUGGCCCUGA